Molecule: messenger RNA, 2594 nt
Organism: Electrophorus electricus (electric eel)
Lineage: Eukaryota; Metazoa; Chordata; Actinopteri; Gymnotiformes; Gymnotidae
Gene: ip6k2a
Product: inositol hexakisphosphate kinase 2a
Biological process (GO): inositol phosphate biosynthetic process; phosphatidylinositol phosphate biosynthetic process
Cellular component (GO): cytoplasm; nucleus
Molecular function (GO): inositol hexakisphosphate kinase activity
Source: RefSeq, a predicted model, not a curated record
UUGUCCAGCUCGGAGGUUCGGUGUCAGACUAAUGUUAGUAAGCAUCGCUAGCGAAAAUGUAGCGCAAGACGGCAUCAGCUGCUUCUAACAGUUUUACUAUUUUUGUACUUUAAAAUAAAAACGCUAAUUGAUAACGGUUUAAACACGACCUAAGUGCUCCAAAUAGGAACGAGGAUUUAAAGUCACUGUAUUCUCUUUCUUUGUCUUAGUCUUCCUCCUUCCUGUUUUUCUUUCUGUCCCGCAGUGCUGUGCUUGACGCUCUUUACGAACAAACAAGCAUAAGCAAAACGGAAGACGAAUACACUGAUAGGGAGAAAAGUCUCUUUAUCCUUCUCUCUUGCUUGGUUCCCGUGUCUAAGCAUCUGUCUUGCGGGAUCCGACUGCGGAGUCUAAUGCCCGCUGAGGAUGAGCCCAACCAUCGAGCGGAUGGAGACAGAGCAGCAGAUGUGUUUGGGGAAAGGGGUUUUGCUUGAGCCCUUCGUACACCAAGUGGGAGGCCACUCAUGUGUGCUUCGCUUCGGAGAGCAGACCAUCUGCAAGCCCCUCAUCCCCCGAGAGCACCAGUUCUAUAAAAGUCUGCCAGUGGCCAUGCGGAAGUUUACACCGCAGUACCGGGGGGUGGUGUCUGUGAGCUUUGAGGAAGAUGAGGAGGGCAACCUGUGUCUUGUGGCCUAUCCACUGCACAGUGAGCUGGAUGAUCUGGAGAACAUGGACUUCUUGACUGACCUAGAGCCUAAGAACAAAACAAAGUGGUCCAAUAAGAUGCUGCUGAGUAAUGAAGGCUACAGUAAGGACAGGUCCAGACACAUGCGCAAGGACAAAGACAAGAGCCUGAAGCGGGAGGAGGAGCUGGAGUGGUUACAGCAAGCCGAGGUGCUGCACUACAGCCUAGAGAGGAGUAACGCUGCCCGACCGCAGUUCAAGCACAACCCCUGGAGCCUCAAAUGCCACCAGCAGCACCUGCAGAGGAUGAAGGAGAAUGCCAAGCACCGCAACCAGUACAAGUUUAUACUAUUGGAGAACCUGACGUGGCGCCACAGGAUUCCGUGCGUGCUGGACCUGAAGAUGGGCACACGGCAGCAUGGCGACGACGCCUCAGAGGAAAAGAAAGCCGUGCAUAUCCGCAAGUGUCAGCAGAGCACAUCAGCAAGCAUCGGUGUGCGGCUGUGUGGCAUGCAGGUCUAUCAGUCUGACUCGGGUCAGCUCAUGUUCAUGAACAAGUACCACGGGCGCAAGCUGACCUUGUCCGGCUUCAAGGAGGCCCUCUUCCAAUUCUUCCACGAUGGGCGGCGUCUACGUCGUGAACUGCUGUCGCCUGUGCUGCAGCGUCUGCGAGACAUGCAGGCGGCGCUGGAGGCGUGCGAGAGCUACCGCUUCUACUCCAGCUCCCUGCUUAUCAUCUAUGACGGCGAACCGCCCCGCCACCGCUCCCCCGAAGACGGCGUCUCGGAGGAGGAGGAAGAGGAAGAGGAGGAGGAGGAGGAAGCGGAGGCGGCGGCGGCAGCUGCUGCGCUGGAGUUCCGGGGAGGCAGCAGCUGUGUGGGGGCUGGCGGAGGUGGUGCAGGCAGUGGCGUCAGCUCCGCCGUGGCCUGUCGCAGAGCCCAGCUGGCUGCCAGGCCUGCCGUAGAUGUGCGCAUGAUCGACUUUGCCCACACCACGUGCAGACACUACAGGGAGGACAGCGUGGUGCAUGAGGGCCAGGACAGCGACUACAUCUUUGGCUUACAGAACCUCAUCACCUUCAUUUCCCAGCUGGAGGACCACAGUACUGACUAAAGGUGCACGUGCCGGGGUCUCACCUUUUGUCCUACUAGAUUUGGGAUAGAUAUGUGGGCCUUUCCCAGAAGCCUCUGUCCAAUGUCGUUCUAUUGUUCUUUACCUUUACUCCUGCUCUUUCAACAGUCCCAGGGGAGCAGGACAUUAAUUUGGCUCCAGCCUCCACGGGUCUCUUUGUGUCUGCUGUUUCUUUGCUGUUUUUCUGUUCCUAGAGGAUUAAAAAGGGUUGGAGGCCCCAACACUGAGGGCAUGCCACUGGUUUGUCAAACCUGACUCGGUGAACAGUAGCAUUCCUCACAGUCUUCCAUGCUACUGAUAAAAAGUCCCCACACCCUGUUUUUACCUAUGUACAAGCAAAAAAAAUAAAUUGUCAAUUACCAUGGUGAACUGACUCCGGUCGCACACCCAUUCCAAAAGAAGGGUGUAGCACUUGCAGCUUACACUGAGAUAUUUGCGUGUGCUUGUAUGGAAAACAAAUAGAGACUGGAUAAAGAGAGACUGCUCAGGGGCGUUGAAAAAUCACUACCCUCACAUCUUUUUCCAUUGAAAAGAGUCAAUGACACGGUAGAGACGUACAGAAACUACAUUAGAGCUUUAUUUAUUUGACAUAAUGUAUUUCUUAAGGAAACUAAAAAAAAAAAAGGGAAAAAAAAGAAAAAAUUAAACGAAUGUGAAUGGAGACACCAAGACUACAUUCCAUGUUAUUAAUAUUAUAAUAAUGAUAUUAAUAAAUAUUGCUAUUUGACAUGUUUAAAUACCUCUCUUAUAUGUGUGUUGUCAACAAUAUAUUGGAGGACAAAUAAAAAUGCUUUUGAUAA